CUUCACUUUGUUACGUGCGGCCCUUUGAUUACAAUUGACAAACCACAAAGUCACGGCGCAUCAUGAGUGAUUCGGAUUCCUCCAGCCUUUCAUCGGCACCGCCGAGCGACGACGAAAAGACUCUGGCUCCCAUCUUUACAAAAAUGGCAAAGGGCAAGAAGGCAGCGCCCAGAAAGAAGAAGGCUCCUGUUACUCCUCCGACUCCACCUUCACCGCCGCGACCAAAGAGAUCUCCCUCCCCACCUCACGAAGAAUCCCUCGCCGACAAUCCUGAUGUCGCUUUCCUUGUCAUGUUCCGAUCUCGCUUCAGCCAUGCCUUCCCACCCAAGCUACCUCAUUUUGGUCCUCAAGAUAUUGAAAGCGGUGUCGCCGAGUCACCUCCGUCGUCGCAAGUUGAAGAGUUGAUGUGCGCCAUGCUCGCGCUUGUUUUGAACCGCAAGAAGCCCGUCGAACGCGGCCACCAUGGUCGCGCAAUGGAAGAAGCUCUAUCAACACAGAAGCACCAAUGGCCGCUGUCAUGGAACCGCGUCAACCCUCUCGCCGGCAGCAGAACCUUCCCCGACAUGUCGCCCGCCGAACGUUUGAACCUCCUCCGCACUCUCGCCAUUUGGUCGCUCACAUCAUCUGACGUUGUCUCACAAACCAUCAAGGACUCAUACAAGGUUUCUCGUCGCGAAGAUGACAUCAACCAGCCCCUGUCAGUUCAGCACUGGGGCUAUGACGGUGACAAGAGAAAGUAUUACCUGAUCGAGGGCCAAGAGGAUACCAGCUUCCGCGUAUACCGUGAAGCCAACCGCCUUACCCAACACCCUCAAUGGUGGAGCGUUGCAGAGACAAUUGAUGGCGUCAAUGCCUUGGUAGAGAAACUCGAGACCAAGGACAACACACAAGCCGCUCGUCGCCUGGCCGAGAAGGUCAAGGCUGCUGUGCCACGCUUCGAGGCAUCGGAAGAGAAACGCAGACGUCGCGAGUACCGACAAGCGCGCAAGGCACAAUUCACAAAGCCUGAGCCUGGUUUCUCCCUCUACGAAGGCCGCACUCGCGGCAAGCGCAUCCGUUACAACUAUUCCGACAACGAAGAUGAGUCUGAUGCUACUGGCUCACGUCGUUCUGGAAGACACUCUGGACAUUCCACGCCUGCCGACAUGGGCCCCGUCGUCACUGCCAGCGGUCGCCACGUCCGCCCUGCGAGAACUGGUAUUUAUGGCGAGUCGCUGCUCAGCGGCCAAGUCGAGACACCAGACUAUGCCGCUUCGGAGACGUCACACACUUCCGGAGGAAGAGCGACUAGAAACAGUACGCGAAUCUCACCGCUUCACGAGGACCGAAAGAGGAAGUCGCGAGGCUACAACAGCUUGGACGAAGACAGCGAAGAGGAGGAUGCACCUUCCAGCGGGAACGAGUGGGACGGAGGCGACGAUGACGAUAACGAUGAGGAUGAUGUCGAUAUGGCUGAUGGAGAGGACGAGGACGACAUGGAUCUAGACCAAGAGGGUGUGAAGAGAAGCCUUGUUGUCAAACUGAAGCUCAGAAAGAGACCUCAAGAGUCGACGAAGAUGGAAACCUCACCUAUCGAGGAGAAGCCACCACCUAUUGCCGGCGUCUCCAAUGCCUCGGCCGCUCGACAAAGUUCUGCGAAUUUGUCGACACAAGACGAGCCUACGCCUGCACCGACUGCAGAGGAACACCACCCUCGCCCUUUGGUACCGAUGGACUACAGUCUGCCUGCGCAGCCCACAUACCACGCCCACCCGCCUCCUGCGCCAUUGCUCGCUUGGAGUGCUCCUGACCAGCAAACCAACGGCAGCAUCUGAGGAAGCUUCGUAUGUCUGCUCUUUAUUUGCAGUGUCCGAACAGUUGCCGCGCUGCAAAGUUCUCCACGGAGCACGACCACUUCCUUGUUAGCAGCACCGACGGCACUGGUCAAUACGACACGAUCAUCAUAAUUUCAAGUACCCGGAGUUUCGGAGUCCGGCAUUAUAUCCCUUGGUCGGCAGGUGGUCCAAAAAGCAAUUACGCAAUUACACAAUAGUAGGAGUAUCAUGGAUCGUGGCAUCAACAAUGGCUUGCUUUUACUCCUUUUGCUAUACUAGAUAGUAUCGAGGGUGUGGGAGAGAAUUCGAAAGAAAUGACACGAAUACAAAGACUCUCAUGAUCUACACAGAGAACCGC
Aureobasidium subglaciale EXF-2481 is the source of this 2172-nucleotide messenger RNA. RefSeq lists its product as uncharacterized. Lineage: Eukaryota; Fungi; Ascomycota; Dothideomycetes; Dothideales; Saccotheciaceae. The transcript is spliced from 4 exons. The record is from RefSeq and is a predicted model, not a curated record. Bases 63 to 1814 code for a protein of 583 amino acids.